This is a messenger RNA of Thamnophis sirtalis, 1529 nucleotides long. NCBI's taxonomy places the organism in Eukaryota, Metazoa, Chordata, Lepidosauria, Squamata, Natricidae. The record is from RefSeq and is a predicted model, not a curated record.
AUGGACAUAGCCAGUCUAUGGUCUGGUGUCAUUGUCAUUCUGUGCAUUUUGGAUGCUACAGGUGUGUUGAGCUCACCUUCUCUUCUUUUUCUGCCUGGCUUUCCAGAUUGGGAAAAGGGAAUGCAGGUGCCACUGGAUAUUGCCCUCGCCUACCUAACGCAAGGCAGUUUUUAUGCCCAUUCUAUCUAUGCCACCCUUUACAUGGAUGCCUGGCGCAAGGACUCGGUCGUGAUGCUUAUUCACCACGUGGUCACACUGACCCUCAUCGCCUUCUCCUAUCUUUUCAGAUACCACAACAUAGGGAUUCUUGUGCUCUUCCUUCAUGACUUUAGUGACAUCCAGCUGGAGUUUACCAAACUCAACGUUUACUUCAAGUACCGGGGCGGCAUUUACCACCGUUUAAACGACACCCUUUCCAAUGCUGGCUGCGUCUCCUUCAGCGUUAGUUGGGCAGUUCUUGACCUGCGACCACAAUUGAGCCCAAGAUUUCUGUUGUUAAACAAGACAGUCCCUAAGAGUUUUGCCUCAUUCAAAGCUGAUUGGUUCCUCCUCUUCUUCUCUCGGCAGUACAUCGUUGUUUUUGUGGCCAAGGUUUUGCUGGGACAAGUGCAGGAAGUGAAGGACGUACGGGAAUAUGAUACUGAUGCUGUUUCUAAGAAGACAGGCAAGGAGCUUCAUCUCCACAACUCUUGGAAGGAAGGAAAUCACUUAAAGAACGGCAUCGUGAAAGACAAGCGGUUAUAGAGGCACUCGCAGAACCACAGAGCCGAAUUCUGGAGAAACCCGCAAGGAACCAUUCAUUCAAACUCCAGCCUGUUCAGGGGUGAACUGAAGAGCUGCCACCCUAUUCCACCCAGGGUUGACAACCAAAUUCUAAUUGAGGAGCAAUCUACAAAUUUUCUUUUUUCUUUUAAAAGCCCCCUGGAGUUGGAUUUCAAGCUGGAUUUCCAUUAGCAGUGAUGGAAACGAGGAGGAGGAGGUCCAUGACGCGUCGUUUAGCCGAGUCAGAUUGGAGCAGGGCAUUAACACACACACACACACACACACACACACACACACACAAAUAGCUACUUCCAUCCUCUGGUGCAUCAAUGGCGCCUAGUAGGAAACAUUUCCCAUCAGGAUAGAGGGACGAGGAACUGUCAAGUUUUCUGUGGCUUCUGUGCGGCAGGGCCUUCUCUGUGGUGGCCCCAAGAAGGCAGAACUGUUUCCCCCCCCCUUGGUUCAGGACUCCUGAUUGGUUGAAGAGGAGGAGGGGCGGAAAUCCCUUCAGGAUCUCCAGGUGGCAAAAAGCAAUGAUAGAAAAAAGCACAUGUGUGAAUCGAUGAAUUUUCAGCCUUGCAAGUUGGGGUUGGAAAGGAGUAUCCCACAAUGCCCUGCGGCACUUUUUACCCCUGUUCCUUUUUCUAAACCCUGUUUGUUUUCCCCCUUUGUUCUGGUUGGGAGAGGAAAAAGGCGGCAGUACUGUUUUGUCUUAACUGCGUGUAUUUGGAGAAGUUGUAUAUAAAAUAAGGCUUGGAUUCACAAGA